CGUAAAGUCCUAAGACAAGGACUCGGCGAACGCCAAAGUAUGGGUGGAAGUGGUCCCUCUGCGGAGGAUGCCUGUUGCUCCUGCUUUGCAUUCGUCGUGUGGUUAAAUCCGUCCCCAGUGUGCUUUGACUCCAGCAGUAACAAUAUGCUUCUUUGCUCAGCUGGCUAGAGAUCUUUUACACCCUUCCUUGGAAGACGAAAAGAAAAAACAUAAGAAGAAACGGCUGGUUCAGAGCCCAAAUUCUUACUUCAUGGAUGUGAAAUGUCCAGGCUGCUACAAGAUUACUACAGUUUUCAGCCAUGCUCAGACAGUGGUUCUUUGUGUAGGUUGUUCAACAGUUUUGUGCCAGCCAACAGGAGGAAAAGCCAGGCUCACAGAAGGCUGUUCAUUUAGAAGAAAGCAACACUAAUCAUCUAUUCAAGUUCCUGAGUUUGCGUUUUUUCACAGAAAGCCUUACCAAGUUUAGUGACUCUGUCAAGACAAUGUAACUGUAACUGUGUUUGAUUUUAUAAAGUAUACAACAGUGAUCUCCUAUUUUGAGUCAGUUUUUCAAUAAAGUUUUAAUUAUAGACAA
This is a messenger RNA of Myodes glareolus (Bank vole), 574 nucleotides long. NCBI's taxonomy places the organism in Eukaryota, Metazoa, Chordata, Mammalia, Rodentia, Cricetidae. The record is from RefSeq and is a predicted model, not a curated record.